Vittaforma corneae ATCC 50505 is the source of this 183-nucleotide messenger RNA. RefSeq lists its product as uncharacterized. The record is from RefSeq and is a predicted model, not a curated record. NCBI's taxonomy places the organism in Eukaryota, Fungi, Microsporidia, Nosematidae. Gene Ontology annotation, cellular component: nucleus. Bases 1 to 183 code for a protein of 60 amino acids. The transcript has a single exon. Gene Ontology annotation, molecular function: protein phosphatase 1 binding; protein serine/threonine phosphatase inhibitor activity.
AUGAGUAUCACAAUCACACAAACUAUACAAAAAGUAAAGCUGAAGAGAAAAAAGCAAGUCACAUGGACAGAAGACACCGUAGACAAUGAGCGUUUAAACAAAAAGAGCUCCAAGGUGUGUUGUAUUUUUCGUUCCAAGGACCAUUCGGGAUGCAAGCAUAAGAAUAAGUAUGAAAGAGGAUAG